CCCGGACGCCUGAGCAGUCUAGUCGGUGGGCGGGGCUUCGUGUCAGAGUCGGGCUCCUGCUGCCCCCUAAGCACAGCCCGCUGUGCAGGCUUUCGGACAACAUGGCGCUCAAAAGGAUCCAGAAGGAGCUGAUGGAUUUGCAGAGAGACCCCCCAGCUCAGUGUUCUGCCGGUCCCGUGGGAGAUGAUUUGUUUCACUGGCAGGCUACCAUCAUGGGUCCUAAUGACAGCCCUUUCCAAGGUGGUGUUUUCUUCCUCACCAUUCACUUUCCCACAGAUUAUCCUUUCAAACCCCCCAAGGUGGCAUUCACUACGAAAAUCUACCACCCCAACAUCAACAGCAACGGUAGCAUCUGCUUGGACAUCCUGCGGAGCCAGUGGUCACCGGCACUGACGGUUUCCAAAGUUCUGCUUUCAAUCUGCUCUCUUCUCUGUGACCCGAAUCCAGACGACCCUCUGGUACCAGAGAUCGCCCACACAUAUAAAGCCGACCGGGAGAAGUAUAACAGACUAGCACGGGAAUGGACACAGAAAUAUGCCAUGUAAUCCUCUCGAAAUAGCACAGCCAGACUGUCAGAAUGGAGCGGACGGUACCCCUCCUCCAGGGGCCGGUCCCUCCUAUCUCUCUUGUUUAUCUUUUUGUGCCAACAUGUCCGCAAGGUUUUUAUACAACACCAACCAACCAAAAAUAGCCCAGAAUCUUUGGAUGCCACCCCUCCGUAAGCAUAACGCCUCUUGCCUGGCUGAAGACCUCGCUCUUGUCCCCUACUUUGAAACCUGCUGCUCCGAUGAGUCCCUACUACCCAGUGUGAAUCCUGUGCCCAGGGGCCCCUUUCUGGCUUUGCACUGAAGAAUCCAGACCAUCUGCUUCUGCUUUCUGGAAGCUCGUAUUACUGUCCCCUCUCCUUUAAAUAACUCAGGACAUGGGUGAUGGUUUGGGAGGUCACAAGAGCCUGUCUCACGGCCCAACAUUAGAGUGACACGUGUCAUAGCUGCUGUUGGAAAGAGCGAAGUCUGCAACUCACUUAAAGAGAGAGGAGGACCAAGCCGUUGUUGUUAGGCCACUGAAGUCUAUUUUUAAUAGUUUUUGGUCUGCCUCCGUUAUUCACAUGACUCUCCCUCUCCGUUCACCCAGAAAUAUGAAUACUGUUGGAGCAGCAGAGGAUCACGAUGGCGUACAACAUAAUUCACAAACAGAGGGGCUUCUGUUUGGAAUGUCUGCGAACCCUGAUUGAUAACACGUUUGUGACGUUAGUUUUGGUCACAUAGGAAGGGAGAUGCUGUUUCCACAAGUGGUUCAUGAGUGACGUAGUAAAGCUGUGACGGUCAUUUUUACCAGUUAUCUGCACUCACUAGUUGUGCACUAUAUAAACAUGGCGGUGUUUUGUACCAUCUAGCACCCCCUCUAAUUCUGCACCGUAUGGUUGUGUUUUAUUGUGUAGUUCUCACUCGCUGUGCGCCUAACUCUGUAGCUAUGUGUUUUCGGGCACUUGUCAGAUACCAAGGUGUCCGGCCAGCACGUAAUGCUUAUGUACCUUAAUCGCAGUCACCCUUCACCCCAAGUUAGUUCUGUCCACCAUGGAGCCCGGCCACGCUGGCUAAUCGGCAUUGCAGCGGGCAGAGUGGGAAUAUAAAUAUAUAUGCGUGAGUCGGCACUGUGACUUUCCUUGUCCCAACCUACCUCACGCUCUGAAUUAUGGGACAAGGCACCCAGACCUCCUUUAAGGAAUGGCGGGAGGCCUCGGUGAUGCUGUGAAUAUGAGGGUGACGUUCUCUCUACUCCUACAACAUAGCAGUAACCAACAUUUGGCUAAUCCAUUGCCUAACGAUGCUUGGUAUAACUACACUCCAUAUCUAUCUCUACUUUAAAGACCUGCUGCAAGACGAACCAUGUCGAUGAAUGUGCUGCAGUGUACAAUGAUGCGGAGUAUGUAUACCCCGAUAAUAAUGCUGUUUAAUGGGAGAUGUCAGGAAUAGGGAAAUGUGUGAACUCAAAGGCUGUCUGGGAGGUGUUUGUUUCAAUAGGUUGGUACAUUCAUACUCUACAUCACUAUACAUAACGGCAAAUGUGUAGCUUGUGUGUAGUUUUAAUGUAACCCAUCUCAGCAUUCUUUUGCUUGAGUGUAACAAUGCUCAAACGCUGGAUGCGUUGGCCAAGUCUCCCAAGCGCAGUUGUCGUUUUGCUUGAUGACAUCUAGGUUAUUGACGAGCAAACAUUUCAUUUACUCGCGUUUAAGGGUCUCUUCAGUCAGAGCGGCGGUUAGUCCGUUGGUGUCGCAUACUACUGUUGAUGGAGGGAAUUGUAGCAUGGAAUGGGCAAGUUGCUUGUCGAUAGUCACAGGAGUUGGGUGGCCUUGUGAUGAUUUUGUGCCGCUGAGUCGGGUGAAUGCAGCUGUCGGAGGAGCCAUUUAAAUCCAUGCAACCUAUGCAUUCUUUAAGGUAUAGGCCAGUAUGGGACGUACUUUCUCCCAGGAUUAUAUUCAUAUAGAACGCAUACAUGGCUACUUCUAAAUUACUGAACCAGUGAAUGAAUUCCGCGAAAUCUGGUGCAGGGGGGACUGUUUCAAAUGGCCAAUCUGCCAAACAAUUGCGUGACAUAUACUAUACGUUGGGCUCUUGGUGAGUGUUUCUUUACGUUGGGUGAAUCCGUGUACUAAACACAACCAUUCACAAUUACAUUGCAUGUCUGUGGCUUUACGUACGAUUUCUAGUCGUUUAUUAGUGCUUAGUAUGUUGCAUUUGUCCAUUUUGUUCGGGUAAAGACGACUUAACCUUAUCUUUCCGAAUACCAUGUGUGGAAUUAUAAUCUUUAACCCCUCAAGGGCUUGGAUGGAUUUUUCAGUGCAAUGAUAUUUGUAAAUUAAAUUGGAUUCUGUACAGUAACAUUUUUUCACGCCCCCCCCUCCCCAUCCUGAUCCCUUCAUUGCUUCUCAGGGAACAUUCUAUUUAUUUUCCCAAAUAAGAGCCAGAUGGUAGAUCCUACAUUUUAUUCUGAAGCGGAAGAUAAAAAAAAAAAAAAAAACGCCAUUAUUUUUCUUUUUCUAGUAUUUUAAGUGCCAGAAAUAAGAAGCCACGGAAUUGUAUAGUUUUUACAAAGUGGGUAGCGAUGUCAGUAUUAACAAAAAAUAAAUAAAAAUGUGUGAUUAACCUGC
Messenger RNA from Spea bombifrons (plains spadefoot toad), 3151 nucleotides. RefSeq names its product ubiquitin conjugating enzyme E2 D4 (putative) (gene UBE2D4). Gene Ontology annotation, biological process: ubiquitin-dependent protein catabolic process; protein polyubiquitination. Bases 102 to 545 code for a protein of 147 amino acids. The record is from RefSeq and is a predicted model, not a curated record. Gene Ontology annotation, cellular component: nucleus. The transcript is spliced from 7 exons. Lineage: Eukaryota; Metazoa; Chordata; Amphibia; Anura; Pelobatidae. Gene Ontology annotation, molecular function: ubiquitin conjugating enzyme activity.